Grammomys surdaster is the source of this 4273-nucleotide messenger RNA. It is a transcript of the gene Pik3r5, whose product is annotated as phosphoinositide-3-kinase regulatory subunit 5. Gene Ontology annotation, biological process: positive regulation of MAP kinase activity; G protein-coupled receptor signaling pathway. Gene Ontology annotation, cellular component: phosphatidylinositol 3-kinase complex, class IB. The record is from RefSeq and is a predicted model, not a curated record. Gene Ontology annotation, molecular function: 1-phosphatidylinositol-3-kinase regulator activity. The transcript is spliced from 19 exons. Bases 120 to 2738 code for a protein of 872 amino acids. NCBI's taxonomy places the organism in Eukaryota, Metazoa, Chordata, Mammalia, Rodentia, Muridae.
GGUAGAUGCUGGGACUUGCUGUCCGGUUCCAGCCGCUGAGCGGUGGUCGGGCUGAGAGUCGCCGCAGGAGAGGGGCUCGGCGCCCAGCGCCCGGCGGGGACUGCAGGCAAUGACUCAGGAUGCAGCCAGCAGCCACAACCUGCACAGAGGACCGCAUCCAGCACGCUCUGGAGCGAUGCUUGCAUGGACUGAGCCUCGGACGCCGUUCUGCUCCCUGGUCAGCCGGGCUGUGUCUGAACUGCUGGAGCCUACAGGAGCUGGUCAGCAGGGACCCGGGCCACUUCCUCAUCCUCCUGGAACAGAUCCUACAGAAGACCCAAGAGGUCCAGGAGAAGGGCACCUAUGACCUCCUCGCCCCGCUGGCACUGCUCUUCUAUUCCACUGUCCUCUGUACACCACAUUUCCCACCGGACUCAGACCUCCUGCUGAAGGCAGCCAGCACCUACCACUGCUUCCUGACCUGGCCGGUUCCCUACUGCAGCAUCUGCAGAGAGAUGCUCACUUUCAUUGAUGCUGAGCUCAAGGCCCCAGGAAUCUCCUACCAGCGGCUGGUGAGGGCUGAGCAGGGCCUGCCCAUCAGGAGCCACCGAAGUUCUACUGUCACUGUGCUGUUGCUGAACCCGGUAGAGGUACAGGCUGAGUUCCUUGCCGUGGCAGACAAGCUGAGCACACACGGACAGUCACCCCAUGGUGCCUACACCACCCUGCUCCUGCAUGCCUUCCAGGCCACCUUUGGGACUCACUGUGAUCUUCUUAAACUGCACCACAAACUUCAGUCCAAGACUCUAGAAGAGCUCGAGGACAUCUUCACGGAGACUACAGAAGCCCAGGAGCUGGCAUCUGGCAUUGGGGAUGUAGCAGAGGCCCGCCAGUGGCUCCAGACCAAGCUGCAGGCAGUGGGAGAAAAAGCCGGCUUCCCUGGCAUCUUAGACACUGCAAGCCCUGGGAAACUCCACACGAUCCCCAUCCCUGUCGCCAGAUGCUACACUUACAGCUGGAACCAGGACAGCUUUGACAUCCUACAGGAAGUCCUUCUCAAGGAACAGGAGCUGCUGCAGUCAGGGAUCCAGGGAGAUGAUGAAGAGGAGGAAGAGGAGGACCUGGAGAUUGACAGGCACUGUGCUGAGAGGGACUCCCUUCUCUCCACCAGCUCCCUGGUGUCUCAGGACUCCACACUGUUGCUCACCUCCUCUCAGGCCUCAGGACCAGUGCUGUCCCGCCAGGUGCUGACCACCUUUGUCUCAGGCCUCUCGGAUGGCAUGGACAGUGGCUACAUGGAAGACAGUGAGGAAAGCUCCUCAGAGUGGCCCAAGAAGCCCAGUGGCCAGCAACGCCAAGGUCACCGCAGGCCUGGGCAGAAGUUUAACAGAUUCUAUAAACUCUUAAAGAGCACCAGCCAGUUGGUCCUGAGGAGGGACUCUCGGAGCCUGGAGGGCAGUGCAGACCCAACCCUGCCUCUGCGGAGGGCAGGGAGCCUCUGCAGCCCCUUGGACUGUCCGGCUCAGCUCCCCUUCCGGGCUCAACGCUCACGGUCCCUACCCCAGCCCAAGCUCAGCACCCAACUACCCAGCUGGCUUCUGGCACCACCCUCACACCACCAGCGCCGCCGUCCCUUCCUCAGUGGGGACGAGGACCCCAAGGCUUCCACACUACGGGUUGUGGUCUUUGGCUCUGACCGGAUUUCAGGGAAGGUGGCUCGGGCCUAUAGCAAGCUCAGGAGGCUGGAGAACAGUCACCCGCUCCUCACACGGUUCUUCAAGCUUCAAUUCUUCUAUGUGCCUGUGAAGAGAAGCCAUGGAACCAGCUCCAGUGCCAGCCCAUCUUCUCUGAGCCAGGCAUCGCCACUCCCUGCAGACUCCCUGAAGCACCCCAGCCCCACAGACCUUGGCAUGGCCCCAUGGGAGGACAGUACCAAUGACAUCUCUCACUACCUCGGUAUGCUUGACCCCUGGUACGAGCGUAAUGUGUUGGGCCUCAUGCAUCUGCCUCCUGAAGUCCUCUGUCAGCAGUCCCUGAAGGCAGAAUCUCGGCCCCUGGAGGGCUCAGCCACCCAGCUGCCCAUCCUGGCUGACAUGUUACUCUACUACUGCCGCUUUGCGGCCCGCCCCGUGUUGCUGCAGGUUUACCAGACUGAGCUGACCUUCGUCACCGGGGAGAAGACCACGGAGAUCUUCAUCCAGUCCCUGGAGCUGGGUCACUCUGCGACCACUCGUGCUAUCAAAGCUUCAGGUCCAGGUUGCAAGAGGCUGGGCAUUGACGAUGACCGGGAGGCCGUCCCUCUAACACUACAGAUUAUUUACAGCAAGGGAGCCAUCAGUGGGCGAAGCCGCUGGAGCAACCUGGAGAAGGUCUGUACCUCUGUUAACCUCAGCAAGGCCUGCCAGAAGCCGGAGGAGCUAGAUUCCAGCAUGGAGGCGCUGACGCUAACCCUGACAGAAGUGGUGAAGAGGCAGAACCCUAAAUCCAAAAAGGGCUUUAACCAGAUCAGUACAUCCUCCAUCAAAGUGGACAAGGUGCAGAUCAUCGGCUCCAGUUGCUGCCCCUUUGCUGUGUGUCUAGACCAGGAUGAGAGAAAGAUCCUGCAGAGUGUGAUCAGGUGUGAAGUGUCACCCUGCUACAAGCCAGAGAAGAGCAGCUUGCCACCCGAGAGGUCCUGCAGCCAACCAGCAGAGGCUGGGUCUGACCUGUGCUCCCUUCUCUGCCUUCCCAUCAUGACUUUCAGUGGGGCUCUGCCCUAGUGCAGCUAGGUAUGAGGCUGGACAGGAAAGUGCACAGCUUCCCCUGGACCACUCUUCAGGGCAGCUGCUCUCUAUGGAGAACUGAAUUGCCCCGGGCUGUAUCAGGAUUCCUCUGUAGGCCCUGCCAUGGGCCAGGGACGUGGCCAAUGGUAUCUGGAACCUCCAAGAGUGGAUGCGGAAUCAGGCAUUGGAGAGAGAAGGGCCUGGGAUGUCCAGUCUUACAACUGCCUCUGAGCAGAGGGAGAGGGAUGGGUGAGAGGCCCCAAAGAAAGGUGUGAGGCUUGUCUAUGGUUUAGGUCUCCUUUCCAAGCCCUGGGCUGAGGCCUAUCUUUGGUUUGUCAAAGACUCAGGGUCCCUAACUAGAGAUCAGCCUCUCUAAGGCACAGGUAGGAGAAAGAUAGGUGAGAUUUCUUUCCUGGCCUCAGACACCAUCUCUCUAUCCUACCACUACCAUCAUGAGCACACACACACACAUACUCACACGCAUGCACACACAGUUUUCUCUCUCAAGUUCCCUGGAUCCCUUGAAAAACAGCACUAAUAUUUGGUCCAUCGCUAGGACCUGGUACAGUUUCUCUCUUGAGCCCCUUGCUGGGUCUCAGAUGCUGGGGGGAGACAGGACAGACUUAGUUCCUUUUUUGCUAAAUGCCCAGAGGAAGUUAAGGCAUUUCUUUGAGCCUCUGUUUCCUCAGUACUGAAGCAAAGGGGAAGUGGGUCCCCAAAGGGAGUGCCCUUGAAUCUUGCCCAGUGCCUGGCUCCCAGCAGCUGUCCUGGAAAGAGAGCAUCUUGCCCUCCACUGCCGAUGCCCUGCCUAUGCUCUUGAAUACUCUCAGGAUAGUCCUUGUUUGGUCUUGUCCCACCUAUGGAUGAGGCAGAACUCAUGCAGGCUAAGCAGCAGUCAGGAAGGGCCACCUAGGUAAGGCUCCUCCUCCACUUCCCUAGCAGAUCGGUUCUGGUUCACUCACUUCCUCUCAGCUGGAGGGCUGGUGUACAUAGUGUACACCAGCUUCCAUCCCCAAACGCUCCCUGGACAAGUUCUCAGAGGCGCAGAGGACAGACUGCUGAAUAUCUAAUGCUGGAGACAGGGCAUUCAUGCAUGGAACCCAAUAGACCAAGAGCCUGAAGUUUAAACCCACCAGACUGGGGGGCUCGACAAGCUGACAAGAUGUGGCUGGAGCGAUAAGGUGGUGGGCUGGCUCGGGCCUUGGGCUGGCACGGGCAAGUGAGGAACCUUGGAAGCAUAACAAGUUGCACACAGUAUUUUUCCCAUCCUGAGCCAAAGACACUGGCUUAUAGAAGCCCAAGGACCUGAGCAGAGUGCUCCUGACUUGAGAGACUGGACAGAGCCACUAUGUUGUCACCCUCCAAUCCUAGCCUGCUGUGUAUCUGCCAGGUUCCAGAGCAGUGUCCAGCCACGCAUAUCGGUACGCUUCAACCUGCCGUGUGAACAUGCUGUUCUACCGUAUGAUCAACAGGAUGUGAAUCGAUGAAUGGGAUAUUAAUAUUAUUAUCAAAUAAAAUUGAUUUAUUGUAUA